This is a messenger RNA of Stegodyphus dumicola, 459 nucleotides long. RefSeq lists its product as uncharacterized. The record is from RefSeq and is a predicted model, not a curated record. Lineage: Eukaryota; Metazoa; Arthropoda; Arachnida; Araneae; Eresidae.
AUGGAAUUACAAGUGGAAUGCAGUGCAGCUGACAAUCCGAAGAAACAGAAAUAUGAAGGCUCAACACCCAAGAAAGCUUUCCAGAAUGAUCCUGAAACUUUAGAAGAGGCAUUAACUAGUCCAGAUGCAGAAAAAUGGAAGUUAGCCAUGGAAGAAGAGUUGGAAAAUUUAAAACGAAAUGAAACUUGGGACAUAGUGCCUAGGCCAGAGGGAAGGAAAGUUGUGAAAUGUAAGUGGGUCUUCAAGAGAAAACUUAACAAAGAUGGACAAGUGGAAAGAUAUAAAGCUCGUUUAGUUGCUCGUGGCUACACCCAAGUCGAAGGAAUUGACUACAAAGAGACGUUUUCUCCUGUAAUAAAAACAAAAUCAAUUAGAACUUUAUUAGCAUUCUCAGUUGAGCAAGACUGGCAGGUUCAUCAACUUGGAUAUUACUGCAGCCUAUUUAAAUGGAAGAACUGA